Messenger RNA from Clupea harengus (Atlantic herring), 6166 nucleotides. Its product is annotated as protein mono-ADP-ribosyltransferase PARP4-like. The record is from RefSeq and is a predicted model, not a curated record. Gene Ontology annotation, cellular component: cytoplasm. Gene Ontology annotation, molecular function: NAD+ poly-ADP-ribosyltransferase activity. NCBI's taxonomy places the organism in Eukaryota, Metazoa, Chordata, Actinopteri, Clupeiformes, Clupeidae.
GGAGUGUCUUUACCGCAACAAGACCAGGAAGCAGGGCUCUUACCCAUAGACAUAUAUAUAGACAUAUAUAUUCAUCUAUAGACAUAUAUAUGUCUAUGCUCCUUACCUGUCAAAUUGCAUAGGUUUCUCACGGAUUUAAAGCUGGCCACCUGGUUUGAAGAAGUUGGGCUAUUCUAUUCUUCUGAACAAUGGCUGUUUUCACGAACUGCGUCGUGGUUUUGGAACUGAAGAAUUUGCCUUUCAAGGAGAAGCAGAAAGUCCGUUUGGCCGUUACAGACAACGGGGGCAGCCUGUCCUAUGUGGUCAACAAGCAGUGUAGUUUCAUAGUGGUGAGCAGCCUGGGGAAUCUGAGCAGCAACCGGCAGCAGAGUGCUCAGAAGCACCAGGUCCCUGUGGUGGGCCUGGGGUACGUGCAGGCCUGCCUGGAGAAGAAGGCCCUCCUACCUGCAUUAGAGCAUGUCCUGGUCUCAGUGACCCCCACACCCUACCCAGCACCCUCCAUCCAACCAGUGAGACAGCUGACAUCUCAGGAGAAGUUCAAAGUUCAAGAUCCAACCAAGAGUGAAAGAGUGCAAAAUCAGGUCAAGAAUGACUCCAACUAUGUCUACAACCAUCGGAUCUACACUGAACAUGACAAAGGCCUCCCCACGUAUCCCUCACACUUCCAGGUGGCCAAGUACUCCGUUUAUGCUUUGCCUACGGAUGUGCCCAGCAGUUGGUGUGUGCUGGAGCUACAGAGUGCUAGAGGGGAGGAAGGCCAGGUGUUCCGGAUUGUGCGCUCCAUGAAACAGAGGACAUUGGUGCGAGACCAGCUGGUGUUCUGCUGCUGCUCUGAGGAUGCCCUGGAGGUGUACCAGCAGUUGCAGGACCGGCUCAGAGCCGCCCACUUCGAGCUGAAGAAGGGCCCGCCCCCCCAGCAUGAGUGCCUGGGCUCUCUCAGCCUGAAGCAGCUGCUGCUGGAGGAGGAGCUGAACUGUAGCACGCUGUCACAGGAAGUGGGCGUGUUUGUGGAGCUGGUGUGGACCGAAGCGCUGGGGAGCCUGGCCAACGUCCUCAGAGUGCCAGCCCUGAGCAUCAGCCCCAAUGAUGUGAGCCGGGCGGAGGGUUUGCUCCUGCAGGUGCGGAGGACGGAGGGGGAGGCAGAGAGGAAGGCCCUGCUGGAGGAGGUGCGCUCUGUGCUGCCCCACACCCUGCCUGAUACCCUCCCUACUGCCAAACUCAUCUCACAGACACUGGACCUGUGUCAGGUGCUGAGGGACACGCUGGCUGUGCAUGAAGCCGUGAUGAGGAGCUCCAGCCCCUCCAGCCUGGGGAAGUACAGAGCCCUGGGCUGCAGCAUCCAGAGCCUCCUCCCACAGAGCCCAGACUACCAGACAGUCACACAGCUGCUGCAGCAGAAGGACCAGCACAGAGAGAUUAAGAUUCACCAUGUGUUCCAAGUGAGGCGUGGGGCGGAGCUUCAGAUGUUCAGGGAGGAGCUUGGUAACAUUAAGCCCCUCCUACACUCUACAAGUCCGGCCAGCUUUGUUGGAAUCCUCUCUCGAGGUCUUCUGCUGCCCCGGGUUGGUGUGGAGUGUCAUGGAGUGGAGCGCACAGAUGUGGGAUUCCUCGGAGGCGGCAUCUACUUCAGCGACUCCUUCAGCACCAGCGUGAAGUACUCCAGGCCCGGCGAGACGGACGGCUCGCGCCUGCUGCUGGUGUGUGAGGUGGCCCUGGGACGCUGCCGAGAGCUCCAGAAGAGGGACCCCACCCUGACCUGCGCCCCCGAGGGCUACGACAGCGUGCACGGGGCCCGCAGCACCCCCAGACAGCACUCUGAGUUUGAGGACGAUGAGUAUGUGGUGUACAGCCCUGAGCAGGUAAGGCUGCAGUAUGUGGUCCAGUACACCCUGCCAGACGACCAGGUCAAGGACUUCCAGCCGUCUGUGGACACCUCUGUGGAAAACAUCCCCCAAGCAGGGACCUCUGACAUCUUGGCCAGUGAAGACAGUGGGGGGUUCGGGGACGUCAAGAACCCCCUGGACAGCGUGACCGCUGGUCUCCUGGACAGCGCUGGCCAGACGCUCCCCCUGGAAGCCGUCCAUGUGAAGUGCAAGCUGGUGGACCUGCUAUCUCAGGUCAUCAUCUUCCAGACGUACUCCAACCCCAAACAACCCGUUCCCAUCGAAGGCCAAGUAUGUGUUCCCUUGGAGGAGCUGCAGGCUGUGACAAAUAAUGUUGUUGGAAAAAAACAAGUACCUUGUGCGUUACAGCAUUGCCACACAGAGGGCACUUAUCUCCCAGUGUUGCUGAUAUGGUUACGGUGGCAUCUCCGUUCCUCGGGUUCACCCGUGUGUUGUGCUGUGUGUGUCCCUCAGGUGAAGGAGAAGGAGCAGGCCCGUAAAGAGUACAAACAGGCCAUAGCGAAGGGCCACGGGGCUUACCUGAUGGACCAGGACGCACCUGACGUGUUCACCAUCAGCGUGGGGAACCUUCCUCCCGGCGCCACCGUCCUCAUCAAGGUCACCUUCAUCUCCGAGCUGAUGGUGAAGCCCGACUCCAUCUUCUUCCAGUUGCCUGGUAGCGUGGCGCCCUGGCAACAGAGUUCUGCACUCAAUGAGAGGACACAGGAUACAGUGGAGAAGGUGUGUGUGAGUGAACUCAAUGGGGAGUUUACCCUCAGUUUGUCCAUUGAGAUGCCUUAUGAGAUCACCAGUCUGCGCUGUGAUACUCACCGCAUUCAGACCAAGAGGACGGACUGCAAGGCGGUGGUUGGCACGUUGCCGGGGGAGACGCUGGGAUCGGACGGGUUCCACCUCUACAAUCACCACUACGCCCAGAGGGCGGGUGAGGAGCCCAGCCCUGGCCUGGCUGCCGGGUGGAGGAGUGUGCUCCUGCUGGACUCCUCCGAGUCGAUGCGGGGGGCCCUGCUGAAUGCCCGCCAGAUCGCCCUGCAGCUCCUCAGCAAACUGGACAAAAAAUCAAGAUCACAUUAUGUUAUUUGUACAGGGAUCUCCUUACCAGUGGGGGGCAGCACUGAGCUGUGGAGGCCCCUGCGCAGCCUCAGUCUGCUGCCACCCUCCCGAGGCACCAGGAGCCUGGUGCUGCUGUCUGACGGCCACGUGCACAACCCCGCCCUCACCCUGGAGCUGGCCCGCAGCAACGCCGCCCACACGCGCCUCUUCAUCUGUGGCCUCAGCUCGGUGGCGGUGAAGUGGCAGCUGUUCAACCCAACAGCGCCCCCCUCCUGUUCAGGCCCUGCGCAGCUCCAACGCCUCUUCAGCAACUGCAACACCUUGGUCUACGGCUUCGUACCCCACUGCACACAGGCUGCUCUCUAUGGAGACCUGUGUGGGAAAGAGAUUAAGACCAUGGUGUCCACCACAGAACUGCAGAAGAGUAAGGGCACGCUCCUUCACAAGCUCACAGCAAGAGCAGUUAUUAGAGAUUAUGAGGAUGGUAUUCUUCACAUGGAUGAAGCUGAACACGAGGGAAAGAAAGCCCAGAUGAAGUCCUUCAUCGUUGAGCUCAGCAAAGAGUUCUCCAUCCUCUCCCAGUUCACCAGCUUUGUGGCCAUUGAGGAGAGGGAUGCCACGAAGCCUGAUGAGGGGUUCACAGACAUCCCCAAACUGAUUGCAGAAGAGGAUGUUGACCUGUUACCUUAUAUGGGCUGGGAAGAUGAAGAGGAGAGAGGGGAGGAGUACGAAGAGACAUACGAGUUGUGUUCUGACAUGCAUGUGAAGAUGGAGGAGGAAGAUACAUACGAGUUGCGUGGUCGCAGACUGCUAUGUGAAGUGACGGAGGAAGAUGUAUUGGCCUUGGAUGAAUGUAACUACCGUUCUAUGGCCCUUCUAAGGUGUUUGACGGAUGACUCCCUUGUGGAUUCUAUCUUUGGGUUCCUAGGUGCCCCCUGCGUAGAAAGUGAAGAAGUGUAUGAUGACUUUUCUUCAAUGUUCGUUCCGGAAGACCCAAGUCUUGAGAGGUGUGCUCCUCUCCUCGAGGAGUCCUCCGUCUGGAAGAUGGCAGGAAAAUCAUUAGUACUGGGGCAUGGAAGUCCUGUAGCAAAUUCAGUCAGUGGUGCCGCCUCUACUCUUACCCCUGCUCCUACUGUUACCCGUGCUCCUACUCUUGUCCCUGUCUGUGCCCCUUUCCCUCCCCUCGCCAUUGCCCAUGCCUCUCCCUAUACUCUCCCUAUCAUUGGUUCUGCCCGUGCUUCUCCUGGCCGUGCUCCUGCCUCUGAUUCUGCUCCUGCCGGUGCUCCUGCUGCUCCUCCUCCUCCGUCUGCAACAUUUUCUGGUCCUACCCCAGACCCUCCCCCUCCUGGCGUGUUUCGUUCUCGGCGCUCUAGUGGUAUCGGUUUUGGAGGUGCAGCUCCUUCUCCUGCUCCUGGUCCCCGAAAGUUACAAGGAGGGUUCAAGAAAGGCUUUACUGCCCGUGCUCCUACUCUUGCCCAUGCCCCUGACCUUGGUCUUGCUCAAUCCAGUGCUCUUGCCCAUGCUACCGGUGCUUUUGGCCAUGCUUCUGCUCCUGCUCCUGCUCCUGCUCCUGCUCCUGCUCCUGCUCCUGCUCCGAUCUUCUCCGGUCCUACCCCAGCCCCUCCCCCUCCUGUCUUGUUUGGUGCUCAGCGCUUUGAUAGUUUCAGUUUUGAAGGUGGAGCUACUUUUUCUUCUCCUGCCCAGUCUUUUCGCAUGCAGCAGCAAGGCACACUCCACUCCUCUCAGCAGCAUGGACCUUAUCGGGCUUUUUCAAGCUCCUCCAUGCCUCCUCCUCCUCUUCCUCCUCCUCAAUCCUCUCUGUACCUCUCUGCUGCUCCUCCUCCUCCUCAAACCUCUCAGCAACUCUCUGCUCUUGCUUUGGGCUCCCCCUGGCUGCCAGAAAAGUCUUUUUUGGACUGUCUCUCCGCUCCGUCAGAUAUCUCAGAUAUCAUCUGUGCUCCUUCUCCUCCUCCCGUUGUCUAUGGGGCUGCUACUCGUGCUGUUGCACGGAGAUCCGGUGAAAUGUCCAAAUGUCGGUCAACCUUCUCCAGGCAUGCUGCCCCUUCUCCUCCUCCUUCUCCUCCUCCCGUUGCCUAUCGGGCAGCACGGAGAUUGGUGGGCCGGUCCAUGUCAGUAGACGCCGCAGGUCGUGACGGCUAUCCCACUCCUGACCCACCUCCCAGCAUGAGUCAUCCUGUCAUCGAUCGUGAGACGAAAGCGAAGAAAAGCGUGACGGAUAUUUCACCUAAUCGGAUGCCGCUUUCAAUCUCUGAGCCACGAUUUAUGAAAAUGGGGAUGCCACGGAAGGGCGACGGCUUCAUGGGCAGAGCAUCAUGGGAGAGACUGGCAUGUCUUCAGAGCCCAGAGGGAUACUGGGAAUGCACUGAGGCAGUGGGAUAUCUCCUCGGUGUGGAUUUGAACUUCUUUGGCGGAGUUUUCCUGAAAGAAAAGGGCAUCGCGUCUCUGGGACCCAAAGCGCACGCUGACAUCCUGAGGCUGGUGUCCACCCUGCUGAUCCUGCAGCUGGUGCGAGUGAAGAAGCUGGUCAAGGGAGAGCUGCUGCAGUCACUGUUCCGCCUCAGAGAACCUCCUCAAUACAGCUGUCCAGAGUGGGCGGCCCUGAAGAGAGCAGUGGACUGGGUGUGCUGGGCAGACAGGCAGUACCCGUGUGUGUGCAGCCGGCUGGAGUUCGGCCGCGACUGGGAGUCGUCCACCCGACAACUCCUGGGCUUUGACCGCCCGCACCCCCUCUCCCCCCUGACCCCCCUGCUGGAGAGGAACCGGCUCAUACUGGCCUGCUAGACACAGACCCCCCCUCCCCGCCCUGCCCCACCUCUCAUACUGGCCUGCUAGACACAGACCCCACCCUGCCUCUCAUACUGGCCUUCUAGACACAGACCCCACCCUGCCUCUCAUACUGGCCUGCUGUCUUUUUGAGUUUACUUGAAACUUUUCUGAAUCUUGAAGAUAAUGCCUUAAAAUUGCUUAGAAAAAUAGAUUUCUAUUUCUUAAAGGUGGAGAGGCAGAAAUGCAUGUUUAUUAAAGCAAAUGCAGCACUAUACCGUGUGAAUCCAUGCAAGCCUCAUCUUGAUCGCAUUUGUAUUCAAUUCUUAGCCGACAGUUUUAUCCAAACCACGAUACAGUGAUUAUAUUCUACCUUGUUGGAAGUAGCUUUACCGCUUAUAAGUCUGAAUAAAAGCAUAACAAAGGUU